AUGACUCUGGACUCAGAUGUAAACACAAGUGGAGGGGGUUGGACAUGUGCUCUCAUCUCCAGGAGAUAAUCUUCUCAUAAACUUCACUUAUUAUAAGGAAAAUUAAGCAUAUUUGCCACAGACCAUAGAUUAUUACGGAAAUUGGUACAACAAGCAUCCAUGCAGAAAUGCUUAACCCAGAAGUAGUUAACUUCCCAGCACCAGAAAGCCGUGUGUCGUACAGUCAACACACCUGGAAUGACAUGAGCAGUGAUGACUCGUGGCAUCAAGUCAUUGAUGACCAUCCAUUUAAUACCAAAGUAUCACUGCUACUCCCAGACACCCCAACAUUGCCUCAGAUCAUACAUGAUGCAGUUGCAGAUGAUGGAGAGUUCUACUUAGUAAGGAACUUACCUCUUUUGGAGUUAUGUUCUCCAACUUUUCUACAGGCAUUUGUGAAGACAGGAUGUUUAAAUGCAGUUAGUUGUGAUACUCGUUUAGACGUGGACAACACUGCAGCAUUAACAUCAGAUGGACUGCUUCAUCUCAUACUCAACAAGUUCACAUAUCAAGAAUUACGACUAAAUGGCUCUUUGUCAUCCCACAUACUCCGCAAACCCCUAGAAAAGUAUGUUGUUGAAGUGAAUAUGCAGAAGCAGUGCUUCAAGCCCGGAAAAGCAUACUAUGAAAGAGUUAUAACCGCCUUCACAGAAGUUCAGCUUAGGUUUAACUUUUGGUUAACAUGGAUUCCAGAUAAUGCAGAAAUUUGUCCUUCAUCUGUAGCUAAAUAUUUCCAUGAUCUUGGCUACAGUAUUGAGGAACAGCAUCCAUGCUUGAAUUGGAACAUUGUGAGGGAAGCUGCUAUGCCCUUACUUUGUACAGCUUCAGAAGAGGACCCUCAAGAUGUUUUGGAAUGGAUUGGAUGUCAGACACUUGGUGUAAAAAUGAUGAGAGCUACGCUCGUGGUGUCCCGUCUUCCCAGCACUAGACAAUUGCCAGGGAAGUGGAAGGUACAACAGUAUGUGAGGUGGUCACUCCAGAGCCAAAUGUUCGUGUUAAUAACCUGUAUGUAUUGCAGUGUAUUGGGUUUUUUUCCCCAGCCCAUCUACAGAUCUUACUCCAGCAAAUCAGGUUGUGGUUGAACCAGAGGAAAGAAUCGGCUGUGCCUUGGGUCAGUAUGACAGUAUAUGGGCACCCAGAUUCACCUGUCACUUGGGGUAACACAGAACAUGUUUAUUGUGCAAAUGGUGACAAUUUAUAUACGUUAAUUAUUCUGAGGGACCAACUGCAAGUAUACAGAAUAUCAGGUUCAAGAAAACCACAGAGAUUGUAUGUGAAAUCAAAUAAAAAUAAAUGAGACUGGUCUGAAAACUA
This is a messenger RNA of Procambarus clarkii (red swamp crayfish), 1353 nucleotides long. RefSeq names its product ribonuclease P protein subunit p40. The record is from RefSeq and is a predicted model, not a curated record. Gene Ontology annotation, molecular function: ribonuclease P activity; ribonuclease MRP activity. Gene Ontology annotation, biological process: tRNA 3'-end processing; endonucleolytic cleavage in ITS1 to separate SSU-rRNA from 5.8S rRNA and LSU-rRNA from tricistronic rRNA transcript (SSU-rRNA, 5.8S rRNA, LSU-rRNA); tRNA 5'-leader removal. Gene Ontology annotation, cellular component: multimeric ribonuclease P complex; ribonuclease MRP complex. Lineage: Eukaryota; Metazoa; Arthropoda; Malacostraca; Decapoda; Cambaridae.